AUGCCACGUGUGAAGCCAUUCUAUGCCGUGAAGUGUAACAACAGCAGAGUUGUGGUGAAGUUGCUUGCUGACCUAGGAGCUGGAUUUGAUUGUGCCAGUAAGGUAAUGAUGUGUUGUUAUGGGAUGUUUAUGGUAGACUUGUGCAUGGCAAGAUAAUUCAAUUCACCCAAUCAUUAUUCUAGAAAAUAGGACAUUCUUCAGGACAUAUGGCAGUUUGAUUCGGCAGAGUUUCCAGUAUCAGGAUCCCAUUUCAGGAAACAAAUCAAAAGAGCUUGAAAAUGGGCCAAUCAAUAUACUACAAAAUGUAUAUGUAAUAUAAUAUUUUGCAGUACACUGUAAGCUUUCCCCCGCCAUUUGGUUCACAGAGCAAGUGUGAAAAAAUAAGAGUAAAAGCUAUAAAAAGAGGAAGAGCUCCACCAUUUUUAAUAUAUUUUGUCUGUGCUGUGGGCUGAAUAACAAUUCAUUUGGUUUGUAAUUUAGGUACAUUGUGGUUCGAAAUUUUGGAACUCGACUGAUCUCCCGAUCGGCCAAAUUUGGGCAAAUUGCCCUUUAAACCCAAAUUAAUCUCGGUGCAGUUGGACACAUACCAGGAAUUGAUAAUACACUGCCUGCUUUACCCUCUUUUCUGCAGCCUGAGAUUGAAUUUGUGCAGGAAAUUGGAGUGAAGCCGGAACAAAUUAUCUAUGCAAACCCCUGUAAGCAGAUCUCUCAGAUCAGGUUUGCAGCCAAGAGUGGGGUUCAGAUGAUGACCUUUGAUAAUGAAGAGGAGCUGGUCAAGGUCUCACAGAGCCAUCCUAAUGCUAAGUAUGAAUUUAUAUAAGGUGUAGUUAGAACUGUGUAUAUGACUUUGAAGUCUUUAAUUCAGUAAUGAAACAAUCUAACAAUGAUUACUGUAUUUACAGAAUGGUCUUACGUAUAACAACAGAUGACUCAAAGUCUACCAUAUGUCUGAGUGUGAAAUUUGGGGCAUCUUUAAAUGUUUGCAGACACUUACUGGAAAUGGCUAUGAAACUUAAUGUAGAGGUCAUUGGUGUAAGGUGAGUGUCCAAAACUUGUGCAUGGAAGUUACAUCCUAUAUUAUAAAAAUACCUGCAAGAGGGAGGCCUUCAUUCUCACUUUUUAAACGAAAUAACCAAACUGGAAGUAUAUCUGACAUGGAGAUUUUUUCAGAAUUCUAUUAUUUUGGCCUUACAUUGGAAAUUAAUUUAGAAUUCUUCACAAUUCUCACUUUAGUAAAUAACUGUUUUUUUAUGCAGCCUUAGGCAAACCUCCCCUCACUGUGAUUCACACAACGCCCAUGGAAAAAAAAACCACCUACAUUUUUUGAAGCACAAUGUGCUUAGUUUACUUUUUAUAUUCUUAUCUCUUGCUUUGUUAAUUCAUGUUUAAAGGACCGCUAUAGUGCCAGGAAAACAUGCUCGUUUUCCUGGCACUAUAGUGCCCUGAAGGUGCCCCCACCCUCAGUGUCCCCCUCCCGCCGGGCUCUGGGGAGAGGAAGGGGUUAAACUUACCUCUUUCUCCAGCGCCGGGCAGGGAACUCUCCUCCCUCUUCUCCUCCUCUUCGGCUGAAUGCGCAUGCGCGGCAAGAGCCGCGCGCGCAUUCAGCCAGUCCAUAGGAAAGCAUUCACAAUGCUUUCCUAUGGACGCUGGUGUCUUCUCACAGUGAGAAGCACGCAAGCGCCUCUAGUGGCUGUCAAUAGACAGCCACUGGAGGCUGGAUUAACCCAUUUAUAAACAUAGCAGUUUCUCUGAAACUGCUAUGUUUACUAAAAAAAAGGGUUGAUCCUGGAUGGACCUGGCACUCAGACCACUUCAUUAAGCUGAAGAGGUCUGGGUGCCUAUAGUGGUCCUUUAAGCACACACAUGAGGCAGCUGCAGGCUGUAGCAGGCAAUUAACAGAACAAGUAACACAUUUUUCUUAAUUAAACUUAAACACACUCAGGGUUAUUCCCUAAAGUGGGAAAUCAAAGUGAAUUAAUAGUAAUUUUCAAAUGUAAAGCUAAAUAAUGAACUGGAAACAUAACUGAAUUAUAGAUUUUUUUUUUCCAUUUCAUCUACUUUGACCUUACAUUUGACAUUUACUUUGAAUUCUCACUUUAGUUAAUAACCCUGACUGUGUAAUAAGAGAAACUAAACAUUUACAGGGCUAUUUACUAAAGUAAGUAGUCAAUGUAAAUUUCACAUUUAAGUUCAAAAUUUCCAAACUGGAAAAAUAGUCUAAGUUGGCUAUGCUAAAGUUAAUUGCCAUGAUGUGAAUUGUUCAUUUUAGAGACACGUGCACUUUAUUUAUAUGUGUAUUUCUUUUUAACUAAUCUCUCUGGCAUUUUGCCUUUGUAUUGAUGUUUGAUAUGCUUUAAAGGGACACCCUACUGCCCAAACACAAAAAUAAUAAAUAUCACUGUUCAGUAGAUAUACCCUAAAUGAAACCAUGCAUACAUUUUAAUUAUGCUUUUUUUGAGGGUAUAUCCAACAAAAGCUUGCACAAGCGGCAGUUCUCUUUUCUGCUGCAUUUACAAGCCCUCCCCUUCUAUGUCCCGAUUUUCUGUCUGUCCUAUCACAGACUUCCCAAUGCAGCUCAAUUUAAAGUAUUUCUGAGCAAUUGCUUGUCUCUUGAGUUUAGCUCCACUCAGGGCCGGCGCUUCCUAUAAGGCGAACUAGGCAGCCGCCUAGGGCGCCAUAUAGGAUGGGGCGCCCUGCGCCCCCAUCGCCGGCCCUUUAAAUGCCACAGCCGCCUGAGCGCUCUAUAGAGAGCGCUCAGACGGCUGCUGCACUGCCUCACCUCCCCUUCCCUGUAGCGUGGCAGAGCUGCUUUCCGUUCCACGACCCGACCGGACUGACAGGAAGUGCACACUGAGUGUGCACUUCCUGUCAGUCCGGCCGGGUCGCGGACCGGAUAGGAGCUCGGCCACGCUUCUGUGGAGGUGAAGAGAGGAUUACGGCCGGGUCGCGGACCGGAUAGGAGCUCGGCCACGCUUCUGUGGAGGUGAAGAGAGGAUUACAGGGGAGGAGAGAAGAUUAUAGAGUGGGGAGAAGAUUAUGCUGGGAGAAGAUUAUAGGGGGAGAGAUUAUAGGGGAGCCGGGAAGAAGAUUAUAGAGGAGGGGGGAGAAGAUUAUAGGGAGGGGGGAGAAGAUUAUAGGAGGGGGGGGGACAUGGGCUAAAGGGGAGAAGAUUGAAGAGGGAGGAGGGGGGGAGAAGAUUACAGGGGGGAAAGAUUAUAGGAGGGGGGAGAAGAUUACAGGGAGGAGGGGGGGAGUGGAGAAGAUUGAGGGAGGAAGGUGGAGAAGAUUGGAGUGGAGCUGAGAAGAAGAUUGAGGGGAGGGAGGGGGGAGGGAGAAGAUUGAGGAGGGGGGGAGUGGAGAGACUGAGAGAGGGGGGAGAAGAAGAAGAUUGUAGAGGAGGGGGGAGUGAGAAGAAGAAGAAGAAGAUUACAGGAGGGAGGGAGAGGAGAAGGUUGAGGAGGGGAGUGGAGAAGAUUGGAGGGAGGGGAGAAGAAGAGGAUUGAGGAGGAGGGGGGAGGGAGAAGAUUGUGAGGAGGGGGAGAAGAAGAAGAUUGGAGGGAGGGAGGGGGUGGAGAAGAUUGGAGGGAGGUGGAGAAGAAGAAGAUUGAGGGAGGGAGGAGGGAGGGAGGAGGGGAGAAGAAGAAGAUUGAGGAGGAGGGGAAGGAGAAGAAGAAGACACAGAGAGGGAGGGGGAGAAGAAGAGAAGAUUACGGGGAGAAGAAGAGAUUACAGGGAGGGAAGGGGGGAGAAGAAGAGAAUAUUACAGGGGAGGAGAAGAAGAGAUUACAGGGACGGGGGAGAAGAAGAGGAGAACACAGGGAGGGGGGAAUAAGAGGAGAACACAGGGGUGGGAGAUGAGAACGUAGGGGAGGGAGAGACCACUGAAGGAGGGAGGGGAUGGUGGAGAGACCACUAGGGGAGGGGUGUGAGGAGAGUCCGCUAAGGGAGGGGGGUGGAGGAUAGACCACUGGGGAGGGUGGGGGGAGAGGAGAGAGCACUAAUGGAAAGUCGGGGAGAAAAGGAGACCACUAAGGGAGGUGGGGGGGAGAGGAGAGACCACUAAGGGGCAGGGGAGAUCUCUAAGGAAUGGAAGGGAGAGCUCUAUAGGACAGGGGGCAGGACAGGGAGCUCUUUCACACCACGCGCACACACACACACACACACACACCCAGUUGCAUCCCUAUACACACAGAAACACAACAUGCUUCCCUUAUACACAGAGAAACACACAAUGCAACCCUUACACAUAAAGACAAUGCAUCCUUUGCACAUAUACACAGAAACACACAAUGCAUCCCUUACACACACAUGCAAACACACACUGCUUCUCUUACACACACACAGAAACACAAUGCAUCUCUUACAUACACUCAACGCACCCCUUACAGACAAACACACUGCAUCCCUUACAUACACAGAAACACACUUUGCAUCCCUUAUGCAUACAAACACAGAUUCACACAAUGCAUCCCUUACACACAACAAGGAACACACAAUACAUCCCUUAUACACUCACUGCUUUCUAUCCCUUACACAAAAAACACACUGCUUCCACUACACACAAACACACUGCAUCACCUACACAAACUGGUAUCCCUAUACACUACAUUCCAUAAGCACACACAUUAGAUCCUCUACAGUAACACAUAACACAUCCCCUACACACUCUACUCCCUGUGAGCGAACUCAUGGGUGGAACAUGUAGGUGGACUUAUGGGUGGGCUUUAUGAGCAUACUCACUGCCAGGCCCUGGGGCCCAGACCUUGAGCUAUGUAGGAGGCCACAAAAAAUUGAGCUGCUUCCCGUUCUCCCAGAACAUUGAAUUUUGUGACCACAGUUACGAACAGCCUCCAGAGAUCCUGUUCUACACCAGACCAGUGGAGCCAGACUGCAGCCAGAGCCCAUCACCAUCCUCAUCUGAUUGUAAGUAGGCAAUCUAGUAUAUUAUUAGUGACACUAAUCUCUAAUUUACCUCACAUUAAAUGGACACUAUAGUCCCCAGAACCACUGCAGCUUAAUAAAGUUGUUCUGGUGUCUAUAGUUUGUCCCCUGCAGGCUUUUUAAUGUAAACACACACUGUGUGCAGCACUGGCACUAGUUCAUAUGGCAGAUCAUAUGGGUGGGGCAUUGCGAUGUCCCGGGGGGGUCCCUAGGGCGGCAAAAAUCCUUGCACCGGCCCUGGCUCCACUGCGUAAACCAAACCAGGAAGUAACAAGACUGAUAAUCUGAUUCACAGCCUAGGGAUGUAACAAGGCUAAUUUGCAAAAGUGCCAGUUUGUAUCGAAAUCUGCACUUUUUGAAAAGUGAAAAAGAGGGCAUACUCUUCACAUAUAAUGUAUUUUAGUGUCCCUCUAAGAUGUUCUUUUGUGUUUAACUCCUUCACUGCUGUGCCGCAGCGCUGUCACACAUUACCAUUUAACAUCAUCACUCAGCCUGCUGUGUAUCCCAUCAGUCCUGAAAUAGAUAGAACCUCAGGAGAUAUAUAUACACUGAACAAAAUUAUAAAUGCAACACUUUUGUUUUUGCCCCCAUUUUUCAUGAGCUCAAAGAUCUAAGACUUUUUCUUUGUACACAAAAGGCCUAUUUCUCUCAAAUAUUGUUCACAAAUCUGUCUAAAUCUGUGUUAGUGAGCACUUCUCCUUUGCUGAGAUAAUCCAUCUACCUCACAUGUGUGGCAUAUCAAGAUGCUGAUUAGACAGCAUUACUAUUGCACAGGUGUGCCUUAGGCUGGCCACAAUAAAAGGCCACUCUAAAAUGUGCAGUUUUAUCAUACAGCACAAUGCCACAGAUGCUGCAAGUUUUGAGGGAGCGUGCAAUUGGCUUGCUGACUGCAGAAAUGUCCACCAAAGCUGCUGCCGGUAAGGGGAUUGUUCAUUUCUCUACCAUAAGCCGUCUCCAAAGGUGUUUCAAAGAAUUUGUUAGUAUAUCCAACCGGCCUCACAACCGCAUACCACAUGUAACCACACCAGCCCAGGACAUCCACAUCCAGCAUCUUCACCUCCAAGAUCGUCUGAGACCAGCCACCCGGACAGCUGCUGCAACAAUUGGUUUGCAUAACCAAAGAAUUUCUGCACAAACUGCCAGAAACCAUCUCAGAGAAGCUCAUCUGCAUGCUCCUCGUCCUCAUCAGGGUCUCGACCCGACUGCAGUUCGUCAUCGUAACCUCAUGAAAAAUGGGGGCAAAAACAAAAGUGUUGCGUUUAUAAUUUUGUUCAGUGUAUAUAUAUGUUAAAGGACCUCCCGAUCACAUGGCCCAAGAGGGCCGGAUCGGCAGCAGGGAGACUGCCUGGGAUGCCAGGCAAAUCAUCCAAUCACGAUUGCCAGCAAGCAGAUAAGUACAUAGGACAGCGGGGACUGUCAAAUGUUAUAAGUCGCAGUCGAAAUGUUUUGGUCAAUAAAGUUCAACUACAGCCGAUUCAUAAUACUGUAAACACAUAUUUAACCCCUUAAGGAUGGCGGUCAUGCUACCCUACUCUAAAUGCCGGCGGGCAGCAUAGUACGUCCCUGCCGUCCAAUGCACUUACCUGCUUGCCGGCGCUCGCGAUUGGGGGACUUGCCUGGCAUGCCAGGCAGUCCCCCUGCUGGCGAUCCGGCCCUCCUGGGCCAUGUGAUCGCGAGGUCCUUAUGAGGACCUCACAAUCACAUGGACCGAAUAGCCGUCCAUAGCAGUGCCAGCAGGAGAAGUGCCUGGAAUGACAGGUAGUCCACCUGCUGCCUGUAAUAAAGUAAAAUAAAGUUUUAAAAUAGUUUAAAAUAAAAUAAUAUAUACUUAGAUUGUAUAUAAAUACACACAUAUAUAUAUAUAUAUAUAUAUAUAUAUAUACACUUAAACAGUGUAUUUGUAUGUAUGUGUAUUUUAAUAAUAUAUAUAUAUAUAUAUAUAUAUAUAUAUAUAUAUAUAACUAGUUUUUUGCAUUUUUCACACAAAUUUUAACGCUAACUUUGGCCAGUGUUUGUGACUAAGUGACUACUAAAAAAGACUGGACAUUCCCCAUUUGCAAUACCUUGGGUUGUCUACUAUUGCAAAUGGUAUGCCAUCCUGGGGGUAAUUCUCAUUCCUGGGCUACCAUACGGUCUCAAAGGCAAAAAAAACAAUCUGGCGAAUUUCAAUGUGAAAAAACUGAAAAAUGUAACAUGCUGUAUUUGACCCUGUAACUUCCCAAAACACCAAAAAACCUGUACAUAUUCCUAUUAAAUUAUAUUUCAUAUCUAAAUAUUUGAUGUUAAAUGAAAGCCCUAUUUCUCCUGAAAAAAAUGAUCAAUAAUAAGUGUGGGUGCACUUAGUAUGAAAGAGGUGAAUUACGGUUGAACAGACAUAUAGUCAAAUUCCAAGAUUUAUUGAUCAAAACAUGUACAUUUGGCUCAGUCCUUAAGGCAGGCUUCCCCAAACUCCAGCCCUCCAGAUGUUGCUGAACUACAAGUCCCAUGAUUCUCAACCCAUCUAUGUCAUUCAUAGAAUCAUGGGAGUUGUAGUUCAGCAACAUCUGGAGGGCCGGAGUUUGAGGACGCCUGCCUUAAGGGGUUAAACACACAGAUUUCAUUACUCUGAGGACCUGAUCAAUUAAUUUCAAAUAUUAUCUGCAGAUAUUCUCUGACCAAUGAAAUUUAGAUAUACUGCAGCCACUAUAGCAUCAGGUAACUCUUGUGCACACUACAUAACUCUAAUCCUUCAAUGUCACCUUUUAAGCUAUCAGUAUCUUCUGGUGAGAGUGUUGGGGAGGAUUUAACAGGGAGGGAGAGGAGUUCCAGUGACACAGGGGAGAAACACAGCAAUAUGGCAGGGCACCGGCAAGGACAGAACAGGAGGCACAUCUCUCCACAAUGUUCAAGAUCCUCUGAAAAGGAAGAACAUCAUCCAGGAGUCAAUCUAACCUAACAGCCAGGACCCAAGUUUUCCUUUGAAGAGAACUGCACACUGGUGGCUUUUGUUGUGAGAGUGCGUGGAGUCCUAUUUUUGUCAUCCAUCAAUGCAUUGAUGAAGUACUCUACCUGGGAGAAAAUGAGGGAAAUCGUGGAUGCAGUUGUAGCAUAAGCUAUGUCUAACACAGGUACAAUGCCAUGCUCCAAAUAUCACGGUACAAUUACAAUGAUUUAUUUAGUGCCAACAUAUUGUACAGCACUGAACAAUAGCUACAAUAGCAAUCAUGUUAGAAAUUAAACAGUCUAUUCAGUAAAAAGUUAAAUUGAAUUGAAUUUGCAAGAGAAUUCCAAGUGAAUUGCAAAACCUAGGCCAAGUAGCUGGUCUAGAAAACCAGCUAAAAUUCGCCAGAUUUUUCCAGCUCAGCUAUUCUUGUUUAGAUUUUGCCAUUUCCUUAGAAUUUGCUUGCAAAUUCACCUCUAUUCCCUUUAAAGUGAAUAGAUUCUUAAAUGUAAAAUAUAUAAGCACACAAUUUAUUAGACAUGUGCAUUUGUUUUCCUACUAAUUGAAUUUCAGCUGAAUUUGCCAGAAUUCCAGAACACAGAAGCUUACAAAUUCCAAAUUUGACAUCUAAAAUGACCAAUCAUGAACGUUUUCUGAACUAAAUGAUCUAACAUUUUUUUGGAUCCAUUUUUUUUCAUAAGAAUAGCAAAAUAGGGACAUAUCUAUUAAGUAACCAGAACAGCAAAACAAUAGCAAUCACACGUAAGCAUAGGAUACCAAGCUAGGGAGCUAUCUACUAAACAGAUGAAAGCUAAACAUAGAAAAGCCCCUUUUUAAACUUGCUCUUUACUAUUUAGUAGAUUAGUCCUUAAUUUGAUACCCUUGAAAUGUAUUCCUAACGUUACAGUGUUCCUUUAAGGUGCUACUGCUGAACAAUGUGAAAGUGAAGAGACAGUGUCUGACAGCUCUCCCCAACUCCAGACUUUGAAUACAUCUCUGUACUGAUAUGCAUCCACUGGCUCAAUCCAUGCUUUGAAUCACUCCCUCUUACCUUGCCAACAGUUCUCCACUGCAGUCCAGGCAGGCACUGUAAGUACUGAUCCACAGCCAUGUAGGACUUUGUCUGAUACUCUGCAUAUAGAAAUUGAACUAAAACGUUUAGUAGUGACCUCAAAUAGUAGUGUCUUGCCUUCAGCACUGCAGUUCUUGCUGGCAUUUCCAACGAGUCUCACCCAGUUAUUUAGCUGGCUAAAUGUCUUGAGAAAUAUAAUGUACUUAAACAGGAGUGUUACUGGUAAGUGAUGAGGGUUCUAAAGCAUAAAAAUGAUUUGUUUUAAUUAAAUAAUAAUUUAUAUAAUAAAUGGAAUAAAAUGGGUUAUUAAGUGACACUAUAAGUAAUAACCUUAAUAUAUUAUUGAUACAAUAUGGGUAUAUGGGGCAAAAUUCUGCAUGUUUGGGACAAAGUUUACAGAGAAGGGCAAGAUCAAAUUUCAGGGGUGGAGCGUAGCACACCACCAUCUAAAAACGUUACCAGCUGCCACUGCUUAUCAAAAUCAAAUAAGUCCUGUUUAGUUUAGUUAAGUCUACUCACAAAAAUAUGAAUUAAAUGGAAUUUGUAAGGGAAUUUUAACAUCUAGGUCAAAUUAGCCAAACUUUGAAAAAAAAGUCAGCUUCAAUUAUGUAUAAAACACGUGUUCCAUGAUACAAGGGGGCAUUGUACAUUUUAAAGCAAUCUAACAUAAACCAAUACACAUGUUUUCUUACGCAUUAACAUCCACUCAUCAAAUGGAUAUAUAUAUCAGUGUUGUCAGGUGUGCUAGAAUACUGGCAUAUUUACACACAAGCAUUAGUAUGUUGAUCUAUAGCAUUAUCAGCCAUGCUGCAAUAAUUCAUUGUGAAUCCUUUUAUAAGCCAUUUUUUAUUAAAACUGCUACAUAUCUCACUACAUACAAUUGCAUAUACAUACAUCAAGGUCACUAUGUCAUGUGCAUAACCUAUUUAGCCAGUGUUAUGUGUUAAUUUAUAUCAAGUUCAAACCGGCAGCACAAUAUAGAUUUAAUCAACAUUUCUAUAACUCUUUAGAUAGCAAUACAUUCUAUUUUUUACUAGAGUCACAAAUGACAUAAUUCUUUUAACAUAAAACCAUGCACUGUGUGUUAAUAAAAGGAUAGCACUGACAAAGUUACAUGCCAUUUCUCUACAACAUGUCAAUAAAUAAAUUUCUUUGCACACAACUAACAUUUCCUGUCCCGUCUGUUUCAGGUGAAUGUGGCCUUUCUGCUGGCUGAGGAGAGACCAGGACAGCCAGCAUCACUUACCUGUCCUUACAUCACUUGGAAGGCAGUCAGAUUGAGGCCGAGCUAUAUCCUGCACAAUCCACCAUGUCUUGCUGCUGCCCAUGCACUGCCAAUUGAUUUUUUGUUUUUCUUUGUAUUUUUUAAGCGGCAACAUAUUCAGCGAUUCUGUAUAUUUUUAAACAAUACUUACUAAGUGAUCUGCGUGCCAAGUCUCUCAGGUUUGUAAUCCUUACAUGUAAACAUAGCAGCUUCAGAGAAACUGCUAUGUUUGCAUAGCAGGGUAAAUCCAACCUCUAGUGGCUGUCUUCCUGACAGCCGCUAGAGGCACUUCUGCAACGCUGGAUGCGAAAUCCGCAUCCAACAUGCAGAACGUCCAUAGGAAAGCAUUGCCGCGCAUGCGCAUUCUGCUCCACUCGGGAGCUGACGUCGGCGGGGGAGGAGAGGUCACAAGCGCCGAGGGAGAGGUCACAAGCGCCUUAAGGUAUUGUAUAGCGCCCAAAGAUUGUAUAGUGUCAGGAAAACGGGUUUGUUUUCCUGACACUAUAGUGAUCCUUUAAGGUUACUGAGGCAAUGUCCCAGCAUUCUGGUGGAGGUGGACUGAGAAAUUCCACUCACAAAACCCUCAGUCCUGUGGAAAUUGCCAGAUGCAAGGAAAUGUAUGCAACUUAACAUCCGCACCAUCCUCUGGGACAAUGGCUCCCAGUCAUUCUUAAGAAUGUCAUACAAUCUCAAGAGAAUUUUAUUAUGUAUCUUGAUAGGUGACGUGUGCAUUCUUCAAAUAGAAAUUUAGUAUUUUGACUUUUAUGUGUGUAUGAGCAGUGCUUGUAUAAAAUAUUAUUUUCUAAAUGUUUGUAACAUUAUGAUUCUCAUAGUUGCACAUGUGUGGAUAUAGAUGUUUUUAUAUUUGUUUUGCACCAAAUUUUUAAUGGUGCAUUAAUUAGUGUUCUAAAAUUGGCAAUAUUAUAAUGUCAUCACUAACAUGCAUUGCACCUGCCAUGUUCAGCAUCAUAUUGAUUUUGAUUACUGAGCAUAACAGGUAUUUUAUUAAGAGUGAAUAGUUGCCCAAUCAUUAUUUUUUAAAUUAAAGUGAGCAGCUAGCUUGAGUAGCUAAUUGAAAUGAACAGCUGCUAGUUUCUCACUGUUUAGUUGAAUGCCCGCCAAGUGCACUUGCUGCUAAGUUAAUAUGCUCACUGUUUACUUGACAAACUCACUGUUUAAUUCACAUGUCAAUGCUGUUUAGUUGACAUGCUCACGGAUUAAUUGGCAAGCCCACUGUUUAAUUUAUAUGCCCACUUUGUAGUUAACAGACUCAAUGUUUAAUUCACAUGCCCACUGUUUAGUUGACAAGACCACUUUUUAAUUGACAUGCCCACUAUUUAGCUGAUAAGUUAACUAUCUAGUUCACAUGCUUAGUGCCUAGUUGAUAUGCCAAUGCUGUUUAGUAGUUUUCAUGUUUUAAUGCAUGAAAACCAAUUUAUCAAAAAUUUUUUACUUUCAAAUUCGAUAAUCCCAUUCCAAGGUCGAUAAAUACCUGAUAAAUAGUAUUGAAUUGUCUAAUCUGAUCAUUUUAGUGAAAAAUAUAUUAUUGAUAUUUAAUAUAUUUUUUUUAAAUGAUAAUAUUCAAGUUGAUAAGCCUAACCUUUUUUUUAUUAAAUCGAUCCGAGCCGUUAAAAGGCUUAUCUGGAACCUUUAAACUGCUGACAACAUCAGCUGAUAUUCAAUCGGGGCCUUAUUGGGAGUUUCACUCUGCUGCCUUUUUAAUUCAGCUUGCUUCCUGGAACUGGAACUCUCAAUAAUUCUAGACAGCACUGAAUCAUGUAUGUUCCAGUGUUACCCUAACCACUAAUCCCUUCACUAUACUACCCUAACACUAAACAGUAAUCCUUACAAUACCUUAACUCUUACACUACACGAAACUCAUAACCGCUAACAAUAACACUAACUUGAACCCUAGCCCCAAUACUAACUUCAACCUCAAUACACUAAGGUUAAGGGCCUAAACCCAAUCUAAAAAUUAAAUGUAUUAUAAAAAAUACAAAACAGUGAUGUUUGUAUUGGGAAACACUGCCAUCAUGUGGAUUAUUAUGAAAUCUGCAGAACCCCUUCGAUAGAAUUGUUAUGGAAAAUGUAAAGCAAUGUGAGCAGGAUAUUACUUCACUGCAGAGGGCUUGAGAUAGAUUGGGAGACUAAAAACUCAAAUGGGAGAUGAAAUUUAAUGUAGAUGAUAGCAUUAUACAAUUAUAUUUAAGGCGAAUACAAACCAUUGUCUGAAAAUCUAUUUAUAAACAGGACAAUUUAUAGGACAUGAGGUCACGCAUCUAGACUGGAAGAAAGGAGAUUUAAUCUAAGGCAAAUAAAAUGUUUUUCUUGCAGUAAGAACAAUAAGGAUGUGAAAUUCUGUACCUGAAGAGGAGCUUUCAUCAUAGUCUGUAGAGAUGUUAAAACUGCAACUGGAUGAAUACUUACAAAAACAUAAUAUUUGGGAUAAUCCCCAGGACGUACUUGAAAACCAGAGUAAUCUGAAUGUUCCUCUCCUGGUUAAAUACUUUGUUAGUAUUAUUAAUAUAUAAUUUUUAAUAGGUAGGGUAUCAGUUGUUGAUCCAAGUAGAGAUCUGACUGCAAUUCUAGGGUCAAGAAGGAAUUUGUUCCUAGUAUGCUUCAAAAUUGGAAAGCACAUCAAACUGUUGAUUUCAUUUUCUUUUGGAUCAACAAGAAAAGCAAAUGUGAGAAAGGCUGAACUUGAAGCUCGGAUGUUUUUUUCAGCUAUGUAGCUAUAUAAUAAAAACAAUAUUUAUAAUUACAGUCAGUAACUACUAAUGCAAAGUAGGAUUUAUAGUACAGAUUUAGAUCUCGUAAUUCUCUUUGCACAGUUUUCAUGUAGGUAGUGGAUGCAAUGAUCCAAAUACAUUUGCUCAGUCCAUCGCAGAUGCCCUUUCGGUUUUUGAAAUAGCAUCAGAGUUUGGGCACAAUAUGAGACUGCUGGAUAUCGGAGGAGGCUUUCCUGGUACAGACAACUCUGAAAUCAAAUUUGAGGAGGUGAAUAUAAUUUUAAGAUGAUUUUUGAGGUUUAGGCCAGCUAGGUUAUGAGACUCUAAGCCUAAAAUUUUUCUCUAUAUAAGUUUGCAGCUGUAGUAAAUUCUGCACUGGACCUGUAUUUCCCAGAAAGCUCUGCUGUGGAUAUAAUUGCUGAACCAGGGAAGUAUUAUGUGGAAUCUGCAUUCUCCCUGGCUGUUAACAUAAUUGCCAAGAAGGAAGUACAGUUGGUCCAAUCUGGAUCAAAUGGUAUGUGUUCUAUGUUUCUCCAGUGGCUGAGAAGAUAUUAAUGCAUUCACAAUACUGAUUAUGUUUAGCAAAAGAAUACAAUUAUUUCCAAAAAAUAAAAUAAUACAAACAGAUUGGCACCCAGGAGUCAGUGGUGCUGGUAUUAAAGAGUAAUCCCUAAACUCCCAAAUAACAAAAUAGAACACAAAAAAAUAAAAAAAAAACUGAUAUAUACUGCGCACCCAAAAAAGAACAAAUAUUGGCUAUGCAAAUAUAUUGUGUCAAUGACAUUUACAAAAUAAUGAUGCAGAAAUCAGUGCUUAGUUCGAAGACCACUCUGCUGAUGUAUGAAAUAACAUCUCUACUAAAAAGAAAAACGGGAGCAAUGAGAUAUGCCAAUAAAUCAACUUGACAGCAGAUUACAUACAAAAAGUACAGGGUAUUCAUUGUAAAUGUUAUUUUGGUGCUGAGGAAAACAGGGUAUUUAUAAUGAGCACCCUAGUAUCAAGUUCUGUUUUGUCUUUAUUGACUGAUAUGUGUGCCCUUCAACGUUAGUAAUAGUUUCCAUAGAAACGGUACUCAUUAGAGCAAUAGUAAACAGGAGUUAUUUGGACCAGACCAAAAUGUGUGUCUGUGAAAAAUAUGUUAUAAGGAAAUUCUGGUAUUUUUAGUAGAGAUAAAAUUAUAAAAUCUGCAGAACAUCGUUGACAUAAUCUACUUUUUUUUUUUCUUUUUAAGGUGAGGAAAGUGGUCCUAUCAAAAAUGUAUUGUAUUAUGUUAACGAUGGAAUCUAUGGAUCAUUCAGCUGCAAACUCUAUAAUCAUGCUCAUCCAAAGCCUGUCCUGCACAAGGUAUAAAUCUUCCUCUAUUAGGCUGAUUUUGCUUUAAAAAAAAUAGACUGACAUUCUGACAUUUAACGCUGAUUAUAUAAUCACUCUUUCAUUGCUCUACACGGUCCUCUACCAACUCAACACACACGGAUGCUGAUCACACCCCACGCACAUGUCACAUCCUAUGAUAAAAACACGCUAACAAAGCCCCUGAAUAAUACUGCAACAAACACAACCCCACUCCUACACAACAUGUUGAAGGCAACACUUCCUAAGGUUAUUUGUUUUCUGUUAUUGUUCUUCUAUAAAAAACUAAACUCUGGCAGUGAGCGACCAUGUCAACCAACACAACAGAAAAACCUCAACAAAAUGACUCUCGACUUUCUUUUCCUUUCUGUAAUAUAUAAUUGACAUAUGUAUAUCAUAUGGCUUUUGCAUAAGCCUAAAAAUGUUAUAGCAAAAAAAACCUGAUCAAUUGGAUCUAUAUAUCUGUUUUCUAUCGUUUGUAAAGUUCUGAUUCAGUUAUUUAUAUAUGUAUAUAUAUGUUGCUUGCUCUUCAAAUUGUGUAGGUUUGUUUAUAUUUCUAUGGUUUUCAAUACAUGCAAAAGGAUAAGUUGGCAAAGGCUAGUCUUUGUUCAAAAAUAAAUUAUUGUCUGUUAGUUCCAUAUAAAAAAAAUAAAUAAAAAUAGACUAAAUUCCAUCUGCUGCUGAUUGCGACUCUUAUCCUACUCAUCCACUUAUUUACAUAGCAUUAUGAUUCUAGUAAAAAAAGAAAAAGGUGGUUAAGAAUUGCCUAUCCCUUUUCUUUUACAUUACCAUCAGUAAAUAUGAUUGCAUUGCAAUGAUGUUUCCUGGAGAACUAGUUCAAUAGUAGUUUCUAAUAGUAAGGUUCUGUCAUGUGGCAAUAAAAAAAGAUGACUCAAAAUACAAAAUCAGACAAACAAGUAUAGUACAAUGUCAUCAAAACAGAUGUUGGUGCAACAAUAAUGCAACAAUAGUAGCGGUUCUCUUAUUCUGAAUUGUGUUUUGUGAUGUUACACAGUGCAUACUGUUGCUGAUCACCAUACUUUGUGUGUUCUUUUUACAGAAGCCUUCCCCAAAUCAGCCCAUCUAUAGCAGUAGCCUUUGGGGACCAACCUGUGAUGGUUUAGAUCAGAUUGCUGAACAUCUCAACCUACCUGAACUGUAUGUUGGGGACUGGCUUUUAUUUAACAGCAUGGGAGCCUAUACAGUGGCAACCUCUUGUUCUUUCAAUGGCUUUCUUCCACCGCAGAUCCACUCUGCUAUGUCACGCCAAACCUGGUAAGAAAGUUAUUUUUAUAUUACAUUUUUUUUACUGCUUUAAUAUUGUCUUCUUUCUAAAAGGAAAUAAACAUUGAAUACAAUACUUCCUUUACCGCUUUAUAACAAUAAUAUGUAUUGUUGGUAUUUUAUUUCCUGCCUAUCACAGGGAUGACGUACAGCUGUUGAGAAGAGGAAUAGAGCAAGCUGUAACGAGAGAGAAACUGCCCGUAUCACCGUGUUUUGUGGAUGGCAACUAG
Pelobates cultripes (western spadefoot toad) is the source of this 15790-nucleotide messenger RNA. NCBI's taxonomy places the organism in Eukaryota, Metazoa, Chordata, Amphibia, Anura, Pelobatidae. The record is from the annotation of a GenBank genome assembly.